CGCUUCUGGGAUCGCUGCUCGUGCUGCGCCUCCGCUGUGGGCGUUUCGCCGGCCUUUUUGCCUUCAGUGGCGCCUGCCUCUCCCAGCCUGGUCGAGAGAGCACCACUCUAAAUCCGCCCGUGCUGCCGCAGCGAUCACGGCGACAGCUCAAGACCUCCAACGCACAUCGAACAGAUCGGGUGAAGCCUCGCGGGCACGAUAACGGACGGCAGCGCAGGUACAGCCCCUCUCUGAGAGAGCGGCCCAUGCUCUUUGCCAUGUCGGUAGCAGCCGCGGCCGCGCUGUCGACGCCCGAGCGCGCUCUGCCGAAGGGCCGCCUGCUCGUCGGCUACGCGACAGACCGUAGUCUGCGCGAGGACAGGGUCGUCGCCGCGUGCCGCCAGGGCGUCAACGUCGUCAUCUGGUCGUUCGCCCACCUCGAGGUCGAGGACGACGUGCCGCGCGUCAGACCGACCUUUGACGUGGACCUGGUAAGGGCGACGCAGAAACGACUGGAAGCGGAGCAAUUGGACGUGCGGCACUUGGUCGCGUUCGGCGGCUGGAACGGGCCGCACCCCGACGAGAAGCUCGACGGCCGAGCGUGGUUCGAGGUCUGGCGCGCGUGGAACGUGGCGCACGGCUUUGUAUUUGACGGGUGCGACUGGGACCUCGAGGGCAACGACGACGCGUCUCAGAACUUGAGUGAAGCGAUGGUGGCGCUCGUGGCGGACUUUUGCAGGGAGGCGAAGCGACAUGGGUAUCUGAUCGCUCUAGCGCCCGCGGAGUCGUACCUCGACGCGGGCUCGGCGGAGGUCGACCUGCUGUUAAAUCAUGAGCCGCGCGCGCCGUGGCGGCCGGGCGAGAACGGCUUUCCCGCGGCGGGCUUUCCCUACGCCGGGCGCAACGCCUACGCCGCGGUCCUGGCCCGGGCCGGCAUGGACAGCGUCGACGCCGUCUCGGUGCAGCUCUACGAGGGCUACUCGUCGGCCUGCUACGCGCUGACGCGCGGCGGCGCCGCGCUGGCAACGUACGCAGAAGAGGUCGCCGCCGGCCUAUCCACGAAAGGCGUGACCGUCGGGGCCGACGUCGUCCGAGUGCCGCGCGAGAAGCUGCUGCUCGGCUUCGCGAACGGCUGGGCCGACAACGAGAAAUUCAUCAGAGUGGAGCCCGAAGACGCCGCGCGCGCCGUGCAAUCGGCGGGCUUGCGGGGCGCAAUGUUCUGGGUCAUCGACGAAGAGGGGUCUCCCUACGACUUCGCGGGGCGGUACACGGGUGCGUUGCCUGCUGCGGGUUCCGCGGAGUUGCGUUAAUUGUUCUGUGUGCCUUUUUUUACG
Molecule: messenger RNA, 1313 nt
Organism: Pelagomonas calceolata
Lineage: Eukaryota; Pelagophyceae; Pelagomonadales; Pelagomonadaceae
Source: the annotation of a GenBank genome assembly